Molecule: messenger RNA, 5397 nt
Organism: Megalops cyprinoides (Indo-Pacific tarpon)
Lineage: Eukaryota; Metazoa; Chordata; Actinopteri; Elopiformes; Megalopidae
Product: inositol polyphosphate 5-phosphatase OCRL-like
Exons: 23
Coding region: 458-3409 (983 amino acids)
Biological process (GO): signal transduction; phosphatidylinositol dephosphorylation
Cellular component (GO): cytoplasm; membrane
Molecular function (GO): inositol phosphate phosphatase activity; phosphatidylinositol-4,5-bisphosphate 5-phosphatase activity
Source: RefSeq, a predicted model, not a curated record
AGUGAAUGUGACCGAUUUACUCGCAGCUAGCUAAACAGCUAGCUACCAUAAUUUACCCAUUUCAAGAACAUUUCUCUCACUAGCAAAGGCUGGUUUGACAGCUGACAUUGGAUGACCGUGUGGCGUUUGACUCAUUCAGUCGGGACCAGAUUCAAUUACUCCGUCUCCGGCGCCUCAAGAGAAAAGCGUCUUCUUGGGUGGGGAACAUAUGCUGUAGCCGGCCACCUCGACUGAGAGCCGGCUGUGCGGUGCACACGCAACCAAGGGGGAUCGAACAGACUGGUGACCCCCUAAACCUACUGCGACUGUCACCCCGAAGGCCGGACACUACUGUCGGGAUCACUAUCGGGAAGAGGUGGAUUGGUGUCUUGUCAAAAAAAAAACGUCAGGAGGAAGAACACGGACAGGGAUACAAACAGCAAAAUUUAGCUAGCUAGCUAGCUAAUGUCACAGUUUUAUGACGAUGGAUACAUUUUUGGGCUUUGGACUUUGUGAAGACAAAUGUCUAGCAACCGUGAAAGGACAGGAGCUCCGAGCCGGGAACAAGGAGCCUCGCCUGCUGACGCUAAUAGAGCGCUCCGGAGAGUACAUGUUGGGUGUUCUAGCCAACCCUGAUGCUGUCGUCACAAGUCCAGUGCCUCAGCUAUCCAUACCCAUUAACAGCCAUUUCCACCUGGUGCGGGAGGCUGAAGAGGCUCUUCUCAUUGAUAUCCCCAUUAACUCUCCCCUGCGUGUGCGGGUGCAAGGUGAGCGCGCCCCAGAGCUGCUGCUGGAGCUGCUGGACGAUGAGCGCAGCCACGCCUUCUUUGCGCAGUUGAAGAGGGCCAAACAGCAAGCUGUGUCGAAAACCCUGCUGCCCAGAGAGAUGGUCCCCCUCACUCCCACACCCCAUGUGCGGCCAGCUCCUGCACCCCCACAGAAAGGCGUCACCAAAGCGACCAGCCCAGUGGUUCCCAGCAGCAAGCCCCCAGUGACUGCCAUGUUCCUUCCUCUGAACCCCAGCAUUGAGCCAAUCCGGCCUAGCACAGCAGACACGAGAGACCCAGCCCUUUCCCUGGCUUCGGACUUUGGCUUUGAGGAAAAUUUCAACCAUGCGCUGAAAGUGGAGGAGAAGAAGAACCUGCAGAACCGUAUCACCCCCUCACGUGACCCGCCUCCGGUGCCCCCUCUGCCACCCCGUGAGAAAUCCCACACCCCCUCCUUCACCCCUCCACCUAGACUGCCCCCCAGGGACAGAAUAAAAGUCCCUCAGGGUAGAGAGGGGCCUGUCCUCACCCCUGCAAAUAAUGUAAGCAGGCCUGCUGUGAAGGGCACCGUGUAUUGGAACAACAGGCCCGCCUCCGGCCCCAUGAGGCGGAACGUGUUCUCCAAUCAGGCCAGCCAGAGGGAGGGGAUUAUCAAACACCGCAUGGUCAGGAAGGAGAAAGAGUAUGUGGACAUACAUGACUAUAGGUUCUUCACAGGCACUUGGAAUGUGAAUGGCCAGUCCCCUGAUAGCAGUCUGCAGCCCUGGCUUUGCUGUGACCCAGAACCACCAGAUGUCUACGCCGUAGGAUUCCAGGAGCUGGACCUGAGUACCGAGGCCUUCUUCUAUCUUGACUCCUCCAAGGAACAGCUGUGGGUGGAGGCAGUGGAAAGGAGCCUACAUCCUAAAGCCAAGUAUAAGCGUGUGCGCACCGUCCGGCUGGUGGGCAUGAUGCUGGUGGUGUUUGUCAACAGUAAGCACAAGAAUCACAUCAGACAGGUGGCAGCUGAGACUGUGGGCACAGGCAUCAUGGGUAAAAUGGGGAACAAAGGGGGCGUGGCAGUGCGGUUUGUGUUCCACAACACCAGCUUCUGCAUCGUGAACUCUCACCUGGCGGCACACGUGGAAGAUUUUGAGCGCCGGAACCAGGACUACAAGGACAUCUGCGGCCGCAUGAGCUUCAGCCUGCUGGAUUACCCCCCACUCAGCAUCACAAAACAUGAUGUAGUAAUUUGGAUGGGCGAUCUGAACUACCGCCUGUUUAUGUACAAUGCAGCCGAAGUGAAAUGCCUCAUCUCCCGGAAUGAGCUGAAGAAGUUGCUGGAGUAUGACCAGCUCAACGUCCAAAGGACGACGCAGAAAGCUUUUAUUGACUUCACGGAGGGAGAGAUAAACUUCAAACCCACAUACAAAUACGACCCCAAAACAGACCGGUGGGACUCCAGCGGGAAGUGCCGUGUCCCGGCGUGGUGUGACCGGAUCCUGUGGAGGGGGAGUGGAGUCAAGCAGCUCCACUACCGGAGCCACAUGGAGCUGCAGACCAGUGACCACAAGCCCGUGAGCGCCCUCUUCAGCAUAGGGGUGAAGGUUGUGAACGAGCACCGGCAGAAGGAGGUCUUUGAGGAGAUUGUGCGCGUGAUGGACAGGAUGGAGAACGACUUCCUGCCGUCCCUGUCGCUGUCUCGAAGGGAGUUUGUCUUUGAGAAUGUGAAGUUUUGCCAGCUGCAGAGAGAGCGCUUCAUGAUCACCAACAACGGGCAGGUCCCCUGUCACUUCGCCUUCAUCCCUAAACUCAACGAUACCCACUACUGCAAGCCCUGGCUGCGGGCGGAGCCCUGCAGUGGCAUCCUGGAGCCAAACGAGCAGCUGGAGAUCUACCUGCAGGUGCUCGUCGACAAGGACACCGUCACCCUGCUGAACUCCAGGGAAGACUCCAUCGAGGACAUCCUGGUGCUGCACCUGGACCGAGGCAAGGACUUCUUCCUCACCAUCAGCGGCAACUACCUGCCCAGCUGCUUCGGCACCUCCCUGGAGGCCCUGUGCCGCAUGAAGAAGCCCAUCCGCGAGAUCCCCGUCACCAAGCUCAUCGACCUGGAGGACUGUCGUGUGAGCUUCCUCCUGGUGGAAGACUCGGGAACCGAGGACAGGCCCUUGAGGAUACCCAAGGAGGUGUGGCUGCUGGUGAACCACCUGUUUACCAAGUCCUGUCAACAGGAGGACCUCUUCCAGACACCAGGUCUACAGGAGGAGCUGCAGAAUAUUAUAGACUGCCUGGACACCAGCAUAACUGACACCAUCCCUGGCUGUAACCACUCUGUGGCGGAGGCCCUGUUGAUCUUCCUGGAGGCCCUGCCGGAGCCUGUGGUGUGCUACGAGCUGUACCAGCGCUGCCUGGAGUGCUCAUAUGACAGCCGCCUCUGCAGACAGCUCGUCUCCCAGCUGCCUCGGGCUCACCGCAACGUGUUCAGCUACCUCAUGAGCUUCCUCAAAGAGCUGCUCAAGCACUCCCACAAAAACAACCUCACUGCCAACCACAUAGCUACCUUGUUCGCCAGCCUCCUUAUCAGACCCCCACCCAACCUGGUUGGCAAGCAGUCGACGCAGGACCGUCAGAGAGCCAUUGAUUUCAUCCUGGGGUUCCUUAUGGGUGGUGACGAAGAGUGAAGGCGGCCCUCAGAACAUCAGGGGGUCACGGCCUGACCGCAUCCCCUGGCAGGGGUGCUGGGGGCAGUGAAAGGCGGCGCGCUUACACUGGGCGUCGGAACACUGCUGACCCGGCAGUGAGUAGAUGGUACGUGGAGAGGGACUGGCGCAAGGUGGCCAGCAGAGGGCGCUGUUCUCCACAGGCACUGUCAGUGCGCUCCCUGUGUUUCUUUCCCAUCGCUUCAGGUCAUUGCCGUGCAGAACUUCCCCCAGAAUCUCCACCCCAAUGCAGAGCUUUGACUAUAUCACGUCUAAAUGGUUCUUCUGCGUUGCUUGCUGACCCAGAAAGGUACUUCCCAGAUAUGUGGCAUUACUGUCCUGUUUGAACAUGUGACCCCACUAUUUCAUUAUGAAAUCCGCACACAUUAGCUGGAUUUUCUCCCUCAAUGAGCCCUCUGUGAUAUGUUUUCACUUGUGAGUGGGCAUGUGUGUCCUUGGGUUCGAAGAAAUUUGCAGUGUAUGACACUAAAGACAGGUUGCAGUAAGGGCUGUUGGGACAAAAAAAAGCUGAACUGAUGCUGCCUGCCAGAUUUUUUUUGUUUACCUUAAUGAACCUUACAAACUGGGAGUGUGUUCUCCUACUGAAUGUGAUUUUGAAACAAGCUGAGACUCCAUCCUUUGACAAAAAGCAUGUCGAGGGAUGUUUCUGAUGGUGAACUUUGAGAUGACUGAGCACUUUGAAAUGGACCAGACAAUCUACCAAUGAGCAUCAAGGUUUUAUGUGCUGCUUAGGACCUGAGGACAGUGAGGGGGUGAUAUUUGAGAGUCGUCAUUGAUUAUGUCAGAGGUCGUAUAAAUUUUAGUUGCAUCCCGUAUGUUAACCCUUUUAUAAUCUUCGUUCUUCUCUCCUUCCUCCUGAAUCCAGUGGAAGACAAUUCAGGUUUCCUAAGUUUAAUGAGUGAGUUGAUCAGUUCUGCGGUUUUCAGUGACCACUUAGUGGUCACAAUCAAAACCUUUCAGGUCUGAAGUCUGCAGCAUGCUUCUCUUUAAUGUUGAGCAUUUUAACUUACAGCUCCGUUACAUCACUACGCAUUACCUGAAUCCCUUAAUCCACUUCCCUGCCAGCAGAAUUACAUUACAUUACAAUUUGCUGAGCAGAUGCUCUUAUCCAGAGUGAAUUGCAUAGCUUAUAGUUUUACGUGUCAUCAAGGAUAUUUACUGAGGCAACUCAGGUUAAGUACCUUGCCCAAGGGUACAACAGCAGUGCCCUACCCUGAAAUGAACCAGCAAUUUUUGGGUCACAAGCCUUGCUCUUUAUUGGGUAAUUUUUUUUUUUCACAGCUGCCAGAAUGAACUAUAUUUUCCGUUCACUUCAUCAUAAUAUAUAUAGCAAAUGCACUGAACGAGAUCAAACACACCUAACUGCAUUAAUAUCUUAGCUGUUGUUAGCGGUACUGCUGCACCUAUUGUUCAUUAGUGGAUAUUAAAGUGUUCUGGCACCUCAUACUCAAUGCUAGAAUAAGCCGGCAUACGGUAUAUGUCAUGCCAGUGGUACAUCAUAUGUUCAGAAAGUGGAAACCUUUAUAGGCUUUUGUUGGUUUGUUCUUGCCAUUGUGUGAUUGCACUGGAAGAUUAAAGGUCUACAUUGUAUAAUGUUAGGAUGUUAGCUCCUGUCAGAUGGUCCAAGGAAUGGAAUGUUACUACUGAUAAGUGAGGACUCACUGUGAUGUCACAGUGACAUCACAGUGCAGCAUUCACUGAUUUUUUUUUUUUUUUGCUGUUGAAAACUCAUUACUAACACAUUGAGAAGGAGAAACUCAUAAAAUGUCUUUUUCAAAACCUUUGCUGUUAACUAGGUCAGUAACUAGGCCACAGCACGAAUGGCUUCUGUUCGAGAUCUCCGUACAGAUUACGGAGAGCAAACACUCAGCCACUCAGCAAUCUACUGUAUGAAACUGUGACCGUCUUAAAUGUUUUUGUUACUUUUGUUAUUAUUUUUAUUUUAUUGU